AUGCUAACCCCAACCCCCAAUUCCAUCCGCGCCCUCCAAGCUAUCAGCAUAGCACUCCUCACCACCACCGCCGGGGCCAGCGCAAGCCUCUCCGUCUUCCUAGUCCCGCGGCUCAUGGAAUCCCCCACACCCCUCAUGGUGGGGCAGUUCUUGCGCGCCAUAUCCUCCGCCCGUCAACGAUUGACGAUCCCGCUAAUACUUCCGGGCAUCCUUCACGCGUAUCUCGCGUAUCUAGUACCCGGAAAGGCGCGUGUGUACGUUAUUGCGGCUACGCUAACACUCAGCACAUUGCCGUGGACGCAUUUUGCGAUUACUCCGCUGAAUCGCGAGAUGGAGGAGCGAUUCAUGACCCUGGAUGCGGAGUCCAAGACUGCGCACCAGUUGGUGGAUUCGUGGGCUAUGAGGAAUUUGUAUAAACCUAUUGUGAAUCUUGCAGCUGGCGUUAUUGGGUUGUAUGCCGCCAUGUGGUAA
This is a messenger RNA of Daldinia childiae, 471 nucleotides long. RefSeq lists its product as uncharacterized. Bases 1 to 471 code for a protein of 156 amino acids. The transcript has a single exon. Lineage: Eukaryota; Fungi; Ascomycota; Sordariomycetes; Xylariales; Hypoxylaceae. The record is from RefSeq and is a predicted model, not a curated record.